Molecule: messenger RNA, 2492 nt
Organism: Pseudophryne corroboree (corroboree frog)
Lineage: Eukaryota; Metazoa; Chordata; Amphibia; Anura; Myobatrachidae
Product: zinc finger protein interacting with ribonucleoprotein K-like
Exons: 9
Coding region: 855-2453 (532 amino acids)
Biological process (GO): regulation of DNA-templated transcription
Source: RefSeq, a predicted model, not a curated record
UCAGCCCUUGCCCUCUUUCAUAGCCUGAGCGGCACAGCACUGAGCGGUCUUUGACAGCAGCGCCGCCUUUGAUUGGUUGCCUUGCUGUCACUCCAGAAUUCCUGUAUUGCAAUUGGCCGGCGCAAUAAACCCCGCUUCCGGUUCCUGUAUGGGGGUCUACUUGCAACAACAAUACAGAAAGAUCGCCGGAGAUAGCGGGUCUGUCCUAGCGACGUGAGAGCUUCCAUACCCUGUGCCUCCCUGUACGUUAUAGUAUAGGGUGAUCGCAGCUCUCCGUGUGUGAUACAUUUAUACUCCUGACUGCUCCUGUGCGUGCCCCAGGGGAACUCUACAUCUAGGAGCAGUCACACACCUAAGGACUGGAAACUUGUUACAUGUAUGUGACACACAUGACGAGCAAUGGCUGUAUGCGGUUCUAGAGAGUGACAGGCGUGGAGAGCGAGCCCAGGACUCUGCACCCCUGGCAGAGCUGCCCAGUCCCAGUGCCACCUAGAGGAGUGUCUACGGCCAGCAGGACUUCUAAUAUGGUCGAUUACGGCUGGAAUUCAGGAGUCAGUCUGGCAAAACCAGGAGCCCAACAUGUAUCUUUCAAGGUGUCAGGGAAACUUACAACUUUCCCUGUGCAUGCCUGUAACUGGCAUACUUCUUCCCAGAGCCGGCUGCAUUAAGGGGCCUGCAGUCAGCAUAAUGGAUCACAGAACCACUUGCAACUCUACAUACUAUAUGAAAACAAGGACUAGUCUGGAUUCUCUCACAUUAUAGAUAGGGUGCAUGAGGACAAGGAACUUUACCUUGCUCCUAGUGAGGCAGAGUUCUCGAAAUUCAAAUGACCACGGUGGCCUUAGCAGGUGGAAAUGCCUCAUUGCUUUGCCUAUGGCUGCACAAACCACAGUGGGAAGCUACCCAUGGCAGUCUGCAUGCACUCCUUUCCCAAGGAGCUGCCCUUGGCAGAGACCUGGGUACAUCACAGCCGCACCGACGUGGGCGACGUGCAGGAGUUUGUACGGGACACUCUAAUGAAGAACCCGGGGCACUUUGUACUGUGUUCAGAGCACUUUGAAGAGGAGAUGUUUGAGCUGAUUGGAGACUCACCUCUUAUCCCCUUCGAACCUAACCACAAACGGACAAGGCGAAAAUUAAAGGUGAACGCGGUGCCCACACUCUUUGCCACUGGCGCUCACAAGCUGCGCAAACAAGCUGCUCAUCACUUGAAAAUACACGAAAGAAAGCAGCUCUUAGACAAUCUUCUUGAGCAGCAGAAGCGACCCAAGUUAGAAUCUGAGCAGACCACCAGCCCAUCCACCUCCCGGGACUCUGCAAAGGAAAUGGAGGAUGAUGGAUUAAAUGACCGUCCAAGAAAACCCCAGCUGUGGAGAAGACAACUGCUUCCUCUGAAGUCCCAGUUCCUGAAGGAAAGCUUCAGCCCUGUCCCCAGAGCGCUGCAGAGAAAGACUCCAGCCACUCUAAGCCGGAUAGCUGUUUAUUUCUCAGACGAAGAGUGGGAAAUGCUGGAGGAAUGGCAAAGAGAGCUCUACAAGAACAUGAUGAAAGAGAACUAUGAAGCCUUAAUAUCACUUGGUUACCCUACAGUCAAUCCGAAUAUAUUACUGAAGAUCAAGCAGGAAGAAGUUCUGCGCUACACAGCUCAUUGUUCUUCAGAUGACCUGAUGCAGCCAGACAGUCCCACUGCUGGUUAUACUGGUGUGGACCAAAAUGUUCUAUCGAGAUUAAAAUAUGAUGAUCUACAGGGUGGCGCAGAAUCUGAAGAAGAACAAAAUAGCUAUCUUAACUCAUACAAUAUCCCUCUAGACACCAGCAUGGAAGAAGAGAACGCAGACAAAUGGGACGGCCACCUGAGUCUUCAGGAGCCUGUUUCUAUGACGUAUGAUCUCUCACAGUGUUUUGGUAAAAGUAUAAAUGGAGAAUUAUAUCCUGCAUCCAAAUGGAAGGCAAGACAUGUGUCGGCCAAUGGGUUUGCUACACCUAAUUCCGAUGAAAGAGCUUUAAGCCCCAUCAGAGCAGUACAUCAAAUAGACAGUCCGUAUAGCUGGUUCUUUUGUGAAAAAAACUUCUCCCACACUCCCCUGGCACCCAGACAGGGGAAGCCCCUAGAGCUAAGACCAUUCAAAUGCUCCGAGUGCGAUAAAAGCUUUACCGUUAAAUCUAACUUGAUUAAACAUCACCGUAUUCACACGGGGGAAAGACCUUACAAGUGCACGCAUUGUUCCAAAAGCUUCAGCCGCAACUCGCACUUGAUCACCCACCAGCGAACACAUACAGGGGAAAGGCCUUAUAAGUGCAACGAGUGUGACAAAAGUUUUAUCCAAAAUUCCGUGCUGAUCCAGCACCAAAGGAUCCACACUGGAGAGAGACCCUUUAGAUGUGACGAAUGCAAGAAAAGCUUCAGCCAGAAGUCCUGUCUCAUCCGUCAUCAGAGAACUCACACCAGAUAAAGUGUUAAAGAAUAAAAAAAUUGGCAAGAUUGCAAAGUG